GAGAGGAAGUUAUCUUUCGGUUUUGUGUCCAGCUUUCAUUAAAAAAAAAAAAAAAUGACUCAUUCGAAAAAACUGGCCGCAGUUCAAUUAGGUAAAAGUAAACACAUCCCUAACCUGCCCUGACUCAGACAAAGACAAAGCCGCAGCCUGCCGGAAUGACGAUGAAUUCCCUGACCCGGUUGACGAUUAGAUAAAACCAUGAGACAUCUAUGUUUCAAUCCUGGUGAUAUUGGUUUCAAACGCCUGCCGCUAUUUAAUGAUAAGGCUCUUCAAACCCAGAUUUUCAAUUUUUCUGGCUGCUUCUUGUUAUUUCGAUCCAUAUUUCUCUACUUUCGCUCUCGUUGCCCAAAACAGUCGGCGAAUCCCCACAAUUCUGUAUUCACUUUAUUCUGGAAAUGAUCUUUCGACAGAUAUAGCAACCCACUUGUCAAAUUGUAGUCAUGUAUUGGAAUUGGACGUAGUGUAUGCCCGUAUCAUCCGAAACCACUUCUUAGAAUUUAAUCCUGCUCCCUUUCAUUGGAACAAUAUCAUAAGGUCCUACACUAGGCUAGAGUCUCCAAUCAAGGCUAUUCGGAUCCAUGUUGAGAUGCUGCGAGCUGGAACUUUUCCCGAUUGCUACACCCUUCCUAUCGUUCUGAAAGCGGUGUGCCAGUCUUUUGCCAUUGAAGUAGGACAGCAGAUCCAUUCUAUUGGCAUAAAGCUUGGUCUCCAGUCCAAUGAAUUCUGCGAAAGUGGUUUUUUAAGUUUGUAUUGUAAAGCGGGAGAAUUUGAAAGUGCCCACAAGCUGUUUGAGGAAAAUCCUGAUCGAAAGCUGGGUUCUUGGAACGCCAUAAUAGGUGGCCUUUCUCAAGCCGGACUUGCUAAGGAGGCGAUAAACAAGUUCGUGGAGAUGAUGAGAAAUGGGUUCGUGCCUGACGGCGUCACCAUGGUUAGCGUGACAUCUGCAUGCGGAAGCCUUGGUGACAUAGUCAUGGCCUUUCAACUCCACAAAUGCAUUUUGCAGGUGAAAGCCACAGAUCGGGCAGACAUUCUAUUGUCUAAUUCACUAAUAGACAUGUAUGGAAAGUGUGGCAGGAUGGACCUAGCAUUCAAAGUUUUUGAAACGAUGGAAGAACCGAAUGUUUCAUCAUGGACAUCCAUGAUUGUGGGUUAUGCAAUGCACGGACAUGUAAAGGAAGCACUUGGAUGCUUCCAGAGCAUGAGAGAGGCAGGGGUGAAGCCUAACCAUGUGACUUUUGUUGGAGUACUGAGUGCUUGUGUGCAUGGUGGGACAGUUGAGGAAGGAAGAUAUUACUUUGACAUGAUGAAGCAUGUUUAUGGCAUAACACCGCGAUUGCAACAUUAUGGGUGCAUGGUGGAUCUACUGGGUAGAGCAGGGUUGUUCAAUGAGGCUAGAAAAAUGGUGGAGGAGAUGCCAAUGAAGCCCAAUACAGUAGUGUGGGGCUGUUUGAUGGGUGCGUGUGAGAAACAUGGGAAUGUGGAUAUGGCAGAGUGGGUGGCUAAGCAUUUGGAAGAAUUGGAGCCCUGGAAUGAUGGGGCUUUUGUGGUGUUGUCUAAUAUAUAUGCCGAUAAAGGUAUGUGGAAGGAAGUGGAGUACAUCAGAUCAGUCAUGAAGCAGAGAAAGCUUGCCAAAAUUCCUGCCUACAGCUUAGCGACAAAGUCAGGUUAAACAAUGGGGUGGUGGAAUCCUAUUUUGACUUUGCUUCACCCACUGGACGGAAAUGUUAUAUUUUCUUGAAGAAGAAUUGUCCCACGACCCAUGUACGGCUGCACUGCAUUGUCUGUAAAUGCAAUGGCCAGGCCAGCUAUUGGAAAUUUUAUAUCUCUGGUCUCAAAAGACCAGAAUGCAAUGCCAGAAAAUGAAAAAAAAUUGUCUUUCCAUUAUAUUCUUUUUGCUUAAGAGUAAACAUAAUAUGCCAGUAUUCUUGCUAUCAUUUGUGGCAAAUCAUUUGAUUUAAUAAUAUUACGAGCAAUUGAGCAUC
Messenger RNA from Prosopis cineraria, 1982 nucleotides. RefSeq names its product pentatricopeptide repeat-containing protein At1g77170, mitochondrial. The record is from RefSeq and is a predicted model, not a curated record. Gene Ontology annotation, biological process: RNA modification. The coding region runs from base 257 to 1669 and encodes 470 amino acids. Gene Ontology annotation, molecular function: protein binding; RNA binding. The transcript has a single exon. NCBI's taxonomy places the organism in Eukaryota, Viridiplantae, Streptophyta, Magnoliopsida, Fabales, Fabaceae.